UUACGAAAAGCUUCAGUAGUCGUCUCUCAGUCGUCGAGACCGGAACAUAAACAGAGGGAUAUAGAUUAUAAUUUUGUUGUGAAUACCUCGUUGAAUUUUGCUGCCAUAACCAUGUCCACCGGGCCAAUUGUAGGAGGUAUCACCCAGCUGGAGGGGGAUAGGAGGAAGGAAGCUCUGGAUCUCCUAGAUGCCACCCUCAGCCAGUUGGCCGCCGGAGAUGGUCCCAUCUACAAGGUAAUCAAAGUGACCUCUGUGACGGGUCAGGUUGUGGCUGGUACCCUCAACACCUACGAGGUCGAACUGGACAAUGGUUCGGUCAAAAAGCAGGCUACUGUUAAGAUCUGGUCCCAGCCCUGGUUGAAGGAGGACGGCACCAACAUCAAGAUCAAGUUCGCCGGCGAAGUUGGCGAGCUGGAUCGCACUUUUUAACUAAUAUAUGACUGAAUAUUACCUACUGUGAAAUAUGUGUACACUUGAGGUAUCGAAUACUCGUUUACUCCUACGAAAUACAUAAGUAUUAUAUUACAGCUUA
Drosophila biarmipes is the source of this 532-nucleotide messenger RNA. RefSeq names its product cystatin-like protein. Gene Ontology annotation, molecular function: cysteine-type endopeptidase inhibitor activity. NCBI's taxonomy places the organism in Eukaryota, Metazoa, Arthropoda, Insecta, Diptera, Drosophilidae. The record is from RefSeq and is a predicted model, not a curated record. Bases 112 to 429 code for a protein of 105 amino acids. The transcript is spliced from 2 exons.